UAACUGAGACGAGAAAACAGGUUGAGGUUUCUCAUAAACUUCAGUUCAGUGUUGUUUAUGCAGGUGAGCGGUAGGCUAGAAAUGUGAAAAAUAUAUAGGUAGGUUCACUAUAGGCGUUGGUUACUCUCAACAACAAUCGACUCUGGCUGUUUGGCUUCGAGAUCGGUAUCAGAAGAAAUGCCCCGUUGGUCGUUUCGGAGGCAACUUAUUCUGACUUUGUCAUGUAUUUUAAUCGGUGGAGUAAUGUACCUUAACUCGAUCACCAGCAAUAGACGGGCAAGAAGUAACGAUGGUUUGAGAAAAAACUCCUUACUUGAUCUUCAGCGUAUCAGGAAAGAUAUUGAUAACAAGGACAGAAACUACGUGGUUUACAACAGAGUCCCGAAAUGCGGCAGUAUGUCGAUGACGACACUUUGUUAUCGCCUUGGUGGGGCAAACGGUUUCAAAGUCGCAAGUCCGUAUGAGGAUGGAGAAAAACCGAACAAAAAUGAAGAAGAAGAAGCAAACUUUGUCGAAUUCCUUCAUGAGCAGAGUCCGGGAUAUAUGUACAUCCGCCAUCAGUAUUUUAUCGACUUUACAAGAUUUGGCCAAAAGCAACCGCUUUAUGUGAAUAUGAUUCGUGAUCCCGUCUCGCGGUUCGAAUCUUUUUAUUAUUUUUCACGCUUCGGUAACGAACGGGGAGGCGGGGGCGCGAGCUCUCGAAUGAGCGAAAUAAGAAGGCAAGAGUCCAUAGACGAAUGCAUACAAAGAAGACGACAAGAAUGCAUCAAGCCAUAUUGGCAAGUCGUACCGUAUUUUUGUGGACAGGAUCCUGGCUGCAUGUCAAGGUCAAAGUGGGCCGUUGAUAAAGCAAAGCAAAAUAUAAAGGAGCAUUACGUGUUCGUUGGAAUACUAGAAGAUCUCGACAAUAGCUUGAAAGUAUUAGAAGCUAUCCUACCAUCUUACUUCAAUGACGCAUCCAAUAUUUAUCUAAAUCCGGAAAAUGAACGGAUGAAGCACGAAACACACACAAGGAAUAAACGAGAAACGUCAGAGGCAGCGAGGGAUUUUCUCAAAAGCGAAACUAGUUUAAAACUUGAAUACGACUUAUAUGAGUUCGUAAAAUCUGAACUUGAGAAUCUCAAAACUCUUGUACUGUGAUUUUGCUAUGCCAAGUUUUUUCUGAUGUGAAUGCUAUGAAACUUUGUUUGUGUUAAAUAAUAAAAAAAUAUACAUCGGACUUA
Ciona intestinalis (vase tunicate) is the source of this 1223-nucleotide messenger RNA. RefSeq names its product uronyl 2-sulfotransferase-like. Lineage: Eukaryota; Metazoa; Chordata; Ascidiacea; Phlebobranchia; Cionidae. The record is from RefSeq and is a predicted model, not a curated record. Gene Ontology annotation, cellular component: membrane. Gene Ontology annotation, molecular function: sulfotransferase activity.